AUGUCUCCGCCGUCCGACCAUGUUCCCCACCAGGCCCGACCGCCGCUCCUCCACCCCAGGCAAUUCUUCACAGCCUUUCGCUCCCUGACGGGCGGGCGUCUGAAGAGCCCCACGCCGCCGCCCUCUGUUUCCUCUGCCACGUCUACGCCUGCGCGCACCCCGUCGCUGAGUACGCUGCGUGCUGGCUCUACCCCGAGCCCGCACUCAGCCGACGCUACCCUCCAGCGCAUCAGCCAGGUCACAGGCCAGCAUCGCAUGGCAAGGCCAGUGACGGGUGGCCCGCCAGAACUAGACGACCUCAGCGUCCAGCUUGAGCGCAGCCGGCCGUUUCCAGAGCGCGCGGCAGCCGUGGAUAAGAUAUGUGUCAUUCUCGACGAAUAUCCCGUGCAGAAUGUGCUGGCGCUGUGGUCAGUAGCGAGCGACCUGCUCCUUCCCGAGCAGCCAGACGAGGUGGCCGAGGUGGGGUACAAGCUCCUCAUAAGUUGUGCGUCACUGUCGAACCUGGCCAGCAUCGAGCGCACCGUCUUCUUCGAUGCUGCGUGUUUGCGCAAGAACGACCGCUUCUUCGACAAGAGACUGCAGGUCGUCACUACCCUCACCAACCAUGGGCGGGACAUUGAGUCGUGCGAGUCGGGCAUGGUAUCCUUUAUACUGACCUCCUUGGACAUGUGCUUCCCCGCGAGUCGAGAUGCCUUGAACAAGGCCAAAGGAAACAGCAAGAGGAGCCUUUCCUCUCUUCCCCCUGAGGUCGCCAACAUGUUUUUCGCCUUCCAAUAUACCAUCGAUAUCUGCAAAUUCAACGCAAAAGUCUUCACAAAUGACGAUUUGGACCUCUUGCUGAGGCGCACAGUUGCCAUUUGCAAGGCGACAAGUUACAGGCCUGAUUUGGAAAGUGGCAUAAAGCUCUUCGACACCAUCAUCACCUAUGUCCAUGUGCCCACAAAGUCCCUUCGCCACUGCCUCGAAGUUUUGUGCGAGAUCCACAUGCGCAUCGCUGAAGUUCGGAGCCAGGCGUGGAAUACUCUGAGCAACCUUUUCAAGUCUCAUGUUGGUCAGGCCGCCCUAUCUGAACUGUUGCAUAUUCUCCUGGAUCCCCCUAGCCGAGAGAUUCGAGAGGACCCAAAGGCUGGGAAAAGGCUUGCCACCAUGUACAUAGGUACGACCAUGGUGCUCCGCCUUCUCCUAAUAGAUGAUGGCCGCAACGAGCUGCCCAAGGUCCCCAUGUCCCUGCUCUUUCCCGCACUCAAGGCGUCCAUCAGGGUGCCCAGUAGUGCACAAGAGAAGACAGUCAUCGAGCUAUUGGACACAAUCUUGUCCCAAGAAAGUCUGAGGGACCUCCUUCUUGCUGAGAGUGACUUGGGAGACAUGCUGGAAAUCAUCCGCCUUUGUGCUGAGCGUGAUGACGACCGUGCCCGCCCCAAGAGGACCAAAUCCACAGACAGUUCCAACACCGUGGAGAAGAAUACUAUUUCAAGGCAGUCGUCCCCUCAUGAAGACAGCUCGACGAACAAUCGUCGUGUUGAACAAGAUGACAUUGCGCCACACGCCGAUUAUCCCCUGUUGUACCAAGAGCCUCAUCGACGUGAUCCGACGAAUGGCAUAUUCCGGAUACUAGUCAAAUUAGACCACCUAAGCGACGCUCUCGAUUUCGUUCAACGAGAGGCUACCAUGGAACUCUUCCUCCAUCUCUCACAUAGCGUGAGCGAUGCAACCGCAGAAAGGGCCAUAGAUUACUUUGCAAAGGAACGCUAUCUCAACCCGUCGAACAGCGAUUGGCUGGACCUUUGCCGUCGUCUAGUUGCUGGUAUAUUCAACGACACUACAAGACCGCGCUCGCUCCGAAUUCGGGUCGUCCAAGUAUUGCGGGAAACGUACGUUGCCGUAGAGUUACUGUGCGCGAGCGAAGUCGUCUUGCAAUGCGAAGAACUUCUUCUCACACCCAUUGAGUCUGAAGACGAUAUUGAAGUCCUACAAGAGCUUUUAGACUUUGCAACGGAUGUUGCUGAUCAAGCAAAAGCCGCUAGGUUUUCAGAUAUCAUUCUCGUCUUGAAACGCCGCCUAGACCGGCAGCAGUCUAUAAACACAUCUGCGUUACCUCCAUGGCAAUCUCCCUCAUUACAUACCAGGGAUGAUGGUCAUUUUCCAUGUAACGUAAUCGCCAUUGCUUUUGUGCGGUUAUUCACUCGAAGCGUUACGCAUUCGGCGCGGAAGACACGCAUUCUGUACGAAGCGUUGCGCGACGUUGCUGGAAGUGACAAGUACCCACAUGAUGCGCGGCUGACUGCCCUCAAGCUAUUGUUCCGUUUGCGCGCCGACGCUCGCCAUGCCCUCAUUGUCAGUUCCUCCUCGGAAGGUCAGAGGAUUGCUGCAGAGCUUUGUCGCACAGUGGAGACAGCAGUUGCACCCGAGAGAAAUGAGGAGAACGUAAUGUUCGAUCAGGUGAGGUUUGAAGAUGCAUCCUCGUGGCGCGAUAAUCGUAAAACCUCUGGUUCCAGCCCUCAUUCUUCUCUUAACCGGCACACAGGUCGCUCCACUGCUUCAUUGGGUCGCGUGUCAAAGCCAAUACCUCCACUAUGGAUGUACCCUGGUCCCAAAGGCCUGCCAGAAGAGCCCUCAUCAGAAUCUAGUCGGGUGGUAUUCUCACAUAUUGAUGCAGCCAAGUACCCCCUUAGUGAUGAUGUUUUGGACAUGGAAAUCACACUUUGGCUCGAGUUGAUCAUCUCUUUGCUCCAGAGACCACCUGAUUGGGAGAUUUACAGUUACGUGCUUGUUCAUCUUGGUCCUCAGCUAUCGAACCAAGCAUUGGUUCGCAGUUGUGUUGUUCAGCUCCGAAUGCUGAGAAACGUUCUAUGUGAACAAGUGCGGAAUGCGAGCUUCCACGAACCUCCGCCGCACACGCUUCUGAAGAAGGCAGAUGUUGCCGUCUGCCUAUUCCAUACCUUGACUGUCAUCAUCAGUUACCACGAGUAUUUUGAGAAGAGCGAGGAAGACGACCUCGUCAAAGCAUUCCUACAAGGUAUUGUGCAAUGGGAUCGAACGUCAAAGUGGUGCAUUCAUGCGCUAUCCGUUUGUUGUUUUGAAAUCCCACUCUCGGUCAGCAAGUCGCUUGAUACCAUUGUCCAGAAGAUGUCGCAGAUCAUCACGAAGCCAGCCACAGCGAUACACAUCUUGGAAUUCCUGACCUCCAUGGCACGCCUUCCAGAACUCUUCAAAAACUUCCGCGAAGAUGAAUUUAAGCUGGUAUUUGGAGUGUGUUUCAGAUAUCUGCAACACAUACGUGACCAGCAGGACCGAUCCGCACACGGAAACAUGCUACAGAACGGUCAUCGAACCCUGCGACACAGUGGUCCAUCUAGGGACUUUACAGCAUCUUCAGACCCAAGAGCAGCAAAAAUAGCAAGUGUCGAAGAUGAUCAGUCUGAGUAUCUGAAUUCUUUGGCCUACCACGUGAUCACCUUCUGGUUUAUGGCCCUGAAGAUGGAAGACCGCCCAAAGCAGAUACCAUGGAUCACUAGAAACCUGUAUCAUACCGACAGUUCUGGGAAACAAGUCAUGGAAGAACAGGGACAGGUCAUUCUGGACAUUAUGAACAUGGUCGCGUAUACAGAUCGUGAUGAGACAACACGCGACGAGGUCUUUGCUAAGCCCGGUGAUGGCGAAGUUUGGAAAAAGACUUGGAUCGUAGGCAACGCGCUCGUGACAAUAGAGACGGCUGCAAGAACUGGCGCAUCCCUUAUAACCACUCGUCGACCAUGUGGCACCCGCUUUAUUAAAGUACGACCCUUGCUUACGUCUCCACCGCGACACCAGAUGCCCAUCACCAUUGGCCUCGCUUCGGAAGCGUUUUAUUCCGAUACAUACGUUGGCAUUCUACCAGACGACAUCUUCCAGUCUUUCUAUGCACCUCUUGGUCUGAGCAAUCCACCUAUACCCCUGCCUGAAGAUGAGCCGACACGCCGUGCGAUUGCUACAUUCGACCGGAUUGCAACAGUCGACAACUACAAAGUAGGCGUCAUAUACAUUGGCGAAGGUCAGACCAAUGAAAGGGAGAUUUUCAUGAAUGAUAUGGGAUCUCCAGCAUAUACUUCGUUUAUCAGCGACCUUGGCACACUUUGCCGACUCAAGGGCGCCAAGUUCAACACUGGCGGCCUAGAUACGCGCGAAGACAUGGACGGCGAGUUCACAUAUUGUUGGCGCGAUCGCUGCAUGGAGCUCGUUUUCCACAUUCCUACUAUGAUGCCAACGAACCGCGAAGACGACAUGACGUAUGCCAACAAAAAGCGCCAUAUCGGCAACGACUUUGUUAACAUCAUAUUCAAUGACUCUGGUCUACCUUACAAUUUCGACACGUUUCCUUCACAAUUCAACUAUGUACAUAUUGUCAUCACACCUGAGUCACGGGCCAGUUUUGUCGAUCGUCGGCUAGACACAGAUCCAACUGGUAGGAAUCGCUACUACAAAGUCCAGGCCAUCUCCAAGCCUGGAUUUCCAGACAUAUCGCCAGCAGUCGAAACCAAGAUCAUCUGCGGAAAGUACCUUGCCGACUACUGCCGUCUUAUCGCCAUCAACGCAGUCGUCUUUUCCAGCGUAUGGUUCAUCCGCGCCGGAGGCGAAUCCUCCUCCUCAUGGCGCAACCGUCUCCGAGAGAUCAAGCGUCUCCGAGAACGCUACGGCGCAAAUGACGCUCAGCCAAGCCAUCCACCCCCAGCAUCACCAGCUGGGAGCCAAGGCCUGUCCAGUCCGCCCUCUCGGGAACAAAAUCUCGUCUCGCCCUUCCAACGCAUGAGUAUUGCUACCCACAUCACUGACGGCACGAGUCGGAGCUCCAUUAGCAGCUCUUCACACGACGUAUGA
Messenger RNA from Pyrenophora tritici-repentis Pt-1C-BFP, 4854 nucleotides. RefSeq names its product DUF3384 multi-domain protein. Gene Ontology annotation, molecular function: GTPase activator activity. The record is from RefSeq and is a predicted model, not a curated record. Gene Ontology annotation, biological process: negative regulation of TOR signaling; positive regulation of GTPase activity; regulation of small GTPase mediated signal transduction. NCBI's taxonomy places the organism in Eukaryota, Fungi, Ascomycota, Dothideomycetes, Pleosporales, Pleosporaceae. Gene Ontology annotation, cellular component: TSC1-TSC2 complex; cytoplasm; nucleus.